AUGUUGCAGACAGGUUUGAUCACACCUCCAAAGAUGGAAUUUCAACAAUAUAGCACCCACACCUCACCUAGCAGGCAGGCACCUCUGCAGGUCAGCCUUUCCAUUGUAACCCCAAGGACCUUUUUUGAACCAGGAUCUAUCAACCUCGACAGCGAUACAUCACAAAGCUCAGAAGAAGACCAGUACGUCGUUUCAGAAGAAGCAACGAUUCGCGAACCUACAAUUCCAAGGAAAGACCUUGUCCAUCGUUCAUCUAUUCUACCGUCACACAACCAGGUACUUCAGAGAUCUGAGGACAGCAACUGUGAAUACUUGUACUCACUUUAUCCCGGACCACGAUCCAGCGUCUUCCCAGAUUCAGUUACCGCUAUCAUCUGUCACAAUGCAGGUAUAUCUCGUCAAUCCCUUCAAAAUGCAGCCAAUGUGUGGAGUAGAGCUUGCACCGAAAGGAGAGAAAUCCACGUGGCAUUGCUGAAAAAGAAUUUUGGUCUAGUUCUGCCUGCACAGAUCGGAUGUGGUAAUAUGUUAGAGCUUAUUGAUUCAAGUGAACGUGGAAGUUCCAGCAGAAGUGAUGGUUAUCCGAGAUCGGAUUUUGAAGCUUCGGCUUUCAUGGCGUUUAUGCCUAAUCGAGCUUACCCGAUUAUUCAGAAAGCCAACCCUGCAGAUUUGGCUUGCCGAAUGUUACCUGCAGGCUUAGUGCCAGCAGGAGCUCGAUUUGUUGCAGCAUGUUUCUGGUCGUUCUUGUGUGUUAUUGAUGAUUUGACGGAAGAUGGCGAAUGUUCUGAUUGCAUCGACACCGCGAUCACUUCACUUACUUAUCUGACUUCUCUUACACAACUCGAUCAGAACAUCCGUAGCAUCUGGUCUCGAUCCGCACCCGAGAAUCCUACCUUGAAAGAUUGUAAAGUAGUCAUUACAGCAUUUCAUCAUGCCGUGGCGACGAUCGUCCUUCAUCCUUCAUGUCCCGAGAAAGAAGAUUGGAAGCUAGAUUUCUGGCAUGAAGUCGGUACGGUUGUCCGCGCAUUGCAAAGCGAGAAACCUCUUCACGGUCGUAACUUCUCUAUGAAUGAAUGGAUGCGCCUUCGUAUUCUCACCAUCUCAGCCCGCCCAUUCAUGGUUCUUGCUCGCGCAAGCCUUGGCCUGCCAACCAAUCUUGAUGCAGUCACCACUUCACCAAAGAUUAACCAGAUGCAGGUCUUAGUCCAGUCCGUCACAGGUCUUCAAAAUGAUCUUCUCGGCUGGCAAAAAGACCACAUCGAAAAGAACCCGAUGUGUGUCGUUGAAGUUAUGAUUCGUGACGGAAUGCCCCACGACCAAGCAUUCGAGCAAACCCUCACAGCUCACAAUGAUGUCGUACGUGCUCUCCUCAACCUCGCCGAGCUUGGACCGUCCGAUGAGAGCACUGACGGCUGGUCCGGGUAUGUGAGUGUCCUGGUAGGCUUCUGUCAUGCUAUGGCUACCUGGAUGCUAGAAUCGAAGCGAUAUCGAGUUCUAGACGAAAGGAUGCGCGAAGCUGUUUCGAAGAAAACAAUCGAGGCUCGGUUCGCAAAUGGUGCUCGAGAAGAAAAUGAAGUACGACGACAUCAGCGAGAGAGUGACACGGAACCUGGACCUCUCCUGUUCAGUGCGGAGAAAAUGCAAGCUGCUGCUGUUAAUGGUAGAUGUCAACCCUUGUACAACCUCUCCAAAAACGACAAGAUGACAACAGUAGCGAUAACUUAG
Glarea lozoyensis ATCC 20868 is the source of this 1722-nucleotide messenger RNA. RefSeq names its product Terpenoid synthase. The transcript is spliced from 3 exons. The record is from RefSeq and is a predicted model, not a curated record. The coding region runs from base 1 to 1722 and encodes 573 amino acids. Lineage: Eukaryota; Fungi; Ascomycota; Leotiomycetes; Helotiales; Helotiaceae.